GACCGCAUGCUAUGGUUGUUCGGAGAUUCUUCGAAUUCACGAUCUUAAAGUCAUAUGAUUCACAGCAAAUAUAGCAACAAAUAUCUCAAUUGGUAUUUUCCAAAGCCACGAAACGCGCAUUGAGUUUGGAGCGAUAUCUGAAGUGAAGAUUGAAGACGUGAUAGAAGAUGGACGACUACUGCUAUGCUAAGAUGGCGACGUCCGCUAAAAGAGAACAUGAAAGAGAAUCAGCGCCACCAACUUCCAGCAAAUCACCAACGGAGAUAAAGACGAAAGAUGAAGACGUCCAGCAGCUGAUCGGUAAUCCAGAAGAAGUUUCCCCUCAGUUAGGGGGGAGCUCCACUUUGAAGCAGGAGACUCCACAACCACCCUGCAUUAAAAAGGAAGAGGAGGAACUCUGCAUCACUCAGGAGGGAGAGUGUCUUCUAGGACGAGAGGAAGCUGAUUACACCAAGUUUCCACUGAGUAUUCUCUCUGUGAAGACUGAAGAUGAUGAAGAGAAACCACAAGAAGACAACAUCUUAGCUCCAUUAUCAGAUAGUGAGGCUGAAGACGAGGUUGAAGAACCUUUGAGCAGAGAUAAAGACUGUGAAGGUGAUAUGAGGACUCACACUGACAACAAACACUCUGAAUGCUCUACAAAGAAGAGAGGUAAAACAUGUUUGAGCUGCUCAGUUUGUGCUAAAAGUUUUACUAAAAAGAGCAAUUUGACUCAACACAUGAGAACACACACAGGAGAAAAACCAUUGAAUUGUUCAGUUUGUGGCAAAAGCUUUUCUCGAAAUAGCGAUUUGACUAAACACAUGAGAACACACACAGGAGAAAAGCCAUUCACGUGUUCAGUUUGUGGCAAACGCUUUUCUCGAAAUGGCAAUUUGACUAAACACAUGAGAACACACACAGGUGAAAAACCAUUGAAUUGUUCAGUUUGUGGCAACAGAUUUUCUCACAAUAGCAAUUUGACUCAACACAUGAGAACACACACAGGUGAAAAACCAUUUAAUUGUUCAGUUUGUGACAAAAGCUUUUCUACUAAGGGCAUAUUGACUACACACAUGAGAACACACACAGGUGAAAAACCAUUUAACUGUUGGAUUUGUGGUGAAAACUUUUCUAUUAAGAAGCAUUUGACUGAACACAUGAGAACACACACAGGUGAAAAACCAUUCAGUUGUUCAAUGUGCUGUAAAAGGUUCACACAUAAAGCAGAUGCAGUAAAACACACAAGAACACACAAGGGAAAAUAACAAAUUAUCUGUUUAGUUUGUGGUAUGUUGCUCAUAUGUGGUGACAUCCACCCUACCCAGGACCUCCUCACUGCUUCUUUCACAAAUAUCUGAGGUAUUCAUACAAACUUGGAUUAUUUGGAGCAUAAUCUUAUCCACUCAUGACCCCAUGUCUUCUCUGUAUCUGAAACCUUCCUGAACAGUAAGAUAGAUGAUGCUUCAAGUGCUUGGUUACUCCUUCUUCAGUCCAGGGACCUGGGGCCUCAUGUGUCAAGUUUGUGCACGCUCAAAAACCUGCACUACACCCUUUUUCACUGCAAAGUUGAGAUGUAUCAAAACUGACGUUGACGCAUAAGUGAUGCUGGGUAACUGUUUGCAUAACAAACUGCCAACUUUUACUCCUCAGACUGGUUGAUGUGCAAAUCAGAGACUUAUGAACAAUUAACCCCCAACACCCACAACCCAACCCCCACCUCCCUCGACAUUCGGGCAUAACAGGUUCAAUCCGGCCCGUGAGAUGAGUUUGCGAAGUGUAAAAUUCAGCUGCAUUUUUAAUGAAAGAAACUGCUGUUCUAAUUGUGUCCACUGGAUGUCGCAAUAGCAAUUCUGUUAGGCAAGCAAAUAGUUUAUACCGGGGCGAGCAAGUAUACCAAGCAAGAGGUAGAUGGUAAAGCGGGGCUGUGACUCCUCCCCCUCCACCCAACGUACAACAGGAGUAAAAUAAGCAAUCAGUAACCCCACUUAAAAUGCAGCAUGAGACACUGCACACUGAUAUAGUUCUGUGAAAAUGAUUGUCUUCUGUGCAAAUGUAAAGAAAGUGAACAGUGUGUGAUUUACUGCAAUACUGUCAGUCUUUUCACUUUUUAUUUGUGCUUUGUUGAAAUUGUUCACACAUUGCACAGCUUUUAUUUUUCUAUCAAUACACAUUAUGUCUAGAAGACAGGAAGUAACUCAACACUCUUGAAUAGUUUCUACCUCAGUGUGUAUGGUUUGUUGAGUUAGCACAGGAUUAAUAUAUGGAAAUGACAAAUGAGGUAGUUGAUACAUAGAAUAGUUUUUAUUCAUGCUUUAUUUUGUUUUUUGUUCAAUCCUAGAUGGGUUGUGACUUAGACUUAAUCUCAGUGUUUCUAUUAAACUAAGUUCAUUGUGUUGUUCAAGGUGUUUUUGAAAAUCCACCAUUUUUUUCCUCUAAAUGUUCAACUAACUUGAAGUGUUUUGUCAAG
Molecule: messenger RNA, 2449 nt
Organism: Entelurus aequoreus (snake pipefish)
Lineage: Eukaryota; Metazoa; Chordata; Actinopteri; Syngnathiformes; Syngnathidae
Product: gastrula zinc finger protein XlCGF17.1-like
Exons: 2
Coding region: 168-1247 (359 amino acids)
Biological process (GO): regulation of transcription by RNA polymerase II
Molecular function (GO): RNA polymerase II cis-regulatory region sequence-specific DNA binding; DNA-binding transcription factor activity
Source: RefSeq, a predicted model, not a curated record